This is a messenger RNA of Dentiscutata heterogama, 2832 nucleotides long. Lineage: Eukaryota; Fungi; Glomeromycota; Glomeromycetes; Diversisporales; Gigasporaceae. The record is from the annotation of a GenBank genome assembly.
AUGGAUUUUUCAAAACUCCAAAUACAAAAUCUAGUUAAAAGGAACGAUUUAACUCAAAAAAUGCUGGAUGUUACGAAUAAUGUUAAUAAUUUAAAUAAUACUACCCCACUACGAAUUGCAUCAGAGCGUAACAGAGAAUACAUAUUAAUUAAGAAUGAGGAUGGACUUGCGGGAUAUACAAUGAAAACUAAUGGUACCACAAAGUCAAAUAAUUUAACUGGCAGAGGAUCGGGCACAAUUGAUGAGCCAGUGAAUUUGGACGAGAGCUCGGAAUCUGAUGAAAAAUCAAUACCAGACUCUGAAAACGAAUGGGAAGAAGUUGAACUAGAAAAUGGACCUGAUGAUUUAUUAUUAGAUUCAAAUGCUUAUGUUGAUGAUGAUGAACCCAUUGAAUCCGUUAUGAAAAAAUUUAAUAUGCUUGAAUCUCAACAUCAAAAUUCACAAAACUUUAAUAAGCAGUCUAACAGAGAGGUUGGCUCAGUUGAUAACCUAAGUGAUGAUCAAGAUUCAUCUAAAUCCUAUGAACCUGACUCUCCAGACUCAUUAUAUGCUAUUUGGUUAUCACGAGUUUCACCUGCAUUUCAAAAACAAUACGAUGAUCAUGAUGAAAGAAUCCAUAAAGCCAUAUAUGAAUGGAAUGACUGUGAUCUUGAAGAACAGAAAGCUUUGGCUAUCAAACGCUUAGGAAAAUUAAAAGAGGGCGAUGACGAAAAAGAAGUGGCUUUAAAAUUCUGGCUCGACUUUUUAAAGGUUACAAUCCAAUUUCGUAGGUCACAUCCGCUUUACUCUCGAAAAGAUGAAGCAGAUAAUUCUUCAUUAGAAAGUAUUAAUAAAAUAGAUAAUUUAUACGUCAAUUCGGAACCAUCAUUAAGACAGUCAAGCACUGUUUUUGAUGAUAAUUUUGAUCUUAAUAAACCUAAUAAUAAACUAUUUACGCACGAGACUUUGAACUCUAUUGGGCAAUUGAAAGAUACGAGCCCGCCCAAAAUUAGGUCAAAAAAAUUAAUACAGAUAGAUUUUGAAUUCUUUAAUUUACCACUGGCCUACGAUACUCCAUUGACCGUUAAUUUGAAAAGAAAGUUGUCUAAGAAAGUGUCGAAGAAACUUAAUCAAACGCCUCGUCAAAUAAUGAUUAGGGAAAUUAAGUCUAUAAUUUCAACUGAAAAUUUGCUUGCAACGGAUUUGAUGAAUGAUGUUAAGCACACUAGCAUAGAUUCUGAAUCACUCAUUCAAGAAACAUCACAUUGCAUAACUAACGAUGGAAUAAUUAAAUCUGAUUACAUUGAGAACGAAAUGCAUAAUAAUAUUGAUUCAAUAAAUGUUUCAUCGACGAAAAAAACUUUGAUAAAAGAUAUGAACAAUUUAUCCGAGGAAAUAUUAGGUAAUGAUGAACUCCUGAAUAAAAUCAAUCAAAAUUAUCUCUUAAAAACGAAUGACUUAACUCGAGUAGAUUUGUCACAUAACGACGGCGAUAUUAUAUCAAUAUCUAGAGAAGAAAAAAAUGAUUCAACACUUCAGAAUUUAAAUCUUGAAAUUGAUGAUCUAUAUCACUCACAAUGCACCGGGGAUUUUCCUGAAAUAGAUACAAAAGAUUUAAAAUCAGAUAAUAAUGUUUCUUCAAUACAUCGACACAAUAAAUCUAAAAUUAAUGUAAUCGAUUUGACAUCUGAGCCUGAUAUCCAAACAGAUGAUUCAGUUAAAAGUGAUCAUGAAACAUUGUCCGAUGAAAAUGUGUUCGAGUCACGCGAAGAGUAUGAUAAUUCUGACGAGGAUACUGCGCAAUUAGCCAAGGAAACCUCCGAAUUCGCUAGGUUUUUAUCCGAAUUACAAAAUAAAGACUUGGGUUCAAUACAAAAAGAGCUGACUAAUGAAAUCCAACAAUUAAAUGAACAGCAAAGACGAGAUAAACGUGACGCAGAUACUGUGAAUCAGUCUAUGAUAAAUGAUUGUCAAAAACUUUUAAAAUUGUUUGGCAUUCCAUAUGUUAUCGCGCCAAUGGAAGCCGAAGCACAGUGUGCUGAAUUAUUACAGCUUAAAUUAGUUGACGGCAUCAUUACAGAUGAUAGUGACGUAUUUUUAUUUGGGGGAACAGAAGUAUAUAAAAACAUGUUUAAUCAACAAAAAUAUGUCGAAUGCUACUUUGCAAAAGAUUUUGAGCAAGAGUUAAAGUUAAAUCGGGAAAAACUAAUACGACUUGCUAUUAUUUUGGGAAGCGAUUAUACUGAAGGUCUACCUGGUAUUGGAAUUGUUGGUGCCAUGGAACUUCUGAAUGAGUUCCCUGGUGACGAUGGCCUAGAACAAUUUAAAUCUUGGUGGCUAAGUGUACAAAGCGGAAAGUAUACACCAGAUAAGGAUGAAAGCGAUUUCAGAAAAAAAUUUCGACGAAAGAUGCGCACGCUCUUUUUACCAUCAGAUUUUCCAAGUCGUCAUAUAUGGAAUGCAUAUAUGAAUCCACAAGUUGAUGAUUCAAAAAUCCAGUUUCAAUGGGGUUUUCCAGAUUUGGAUGACUUAAGAAGCUAUUUGAAAGAAAAUCUAUCAUGGUCUGAAAGUAAAGUUGACGAAACUCUUAUAAAUAUACAAACUUCUUUGGAUGACUUCGACUUCUUCGAUCUUUCUAGCAAUAAUCAACGCUCAAUAAAACAUAAGAGUGCAAGAAUUCAGCGUGUUGUUGAUAAUUGGAAUCAGCCAAAUAAUGAAUCUGGUCAUGGAGGCUCGACGACUAAAAGGAAAGGUAUAGAGAAGACAACAACUAAAAAGUCAUCAAAGAAAAAUAAGAAUAUAAAAGGAUCAAGAACGACAAAAGGUAUUCAAAAAGCUGAUGUUAUUGAGAAU